Messenger RNA from Aspergillus heteromorphus CBS 117.55, 1338 nucleotides. RefSeq names its product putative SIR2 family histone deacetylase. NCBI's taxonomy places the organism in Eukaryota, Fungi, Ascomycota, Eurotiomycetes, Eurotiales, Aspergillaceae. The record is from RefSeq and is a predicted model, not a curated record. Bases 160 to 1311 code for a protein of 383 amino acids. Gene Ontology annotation, molecular function: NAD+ binding. The transcript has a single exon.
UUGAGAUGGAGCAGCCCACCAGCCACCCUUUGAAUGCCACAGCCGGUCAUGUGAUCCGCUGACUAACCCCCCUGACGUCGGCGAUGAAUGCGCCCCGCCCAGCCAGCCAAGCCAGCCAGAGCCGACAUCCUCCCUCUCUCGACCAUGUAGAUAGCCUCAAUGACUGCUCCAUCCAUCCGCAUCCCCUUCACUGGCCCGCUGCCCCCACCAAUUAUCGUCCCUCCGUCCGCGCGCACGAUUGCCGGUGCCAUUGAUGCGCUCCGCGCCUUCCUGACAGCCCCUCCGUCCCCCUACCUGCGUGGCGUCGACGUUGGCCGACAUUCGCAGACGGUGCUCCUGACGGGCGCUGGCAUCUCCGUCGCGUCGGGCCUGUCCGACUACCGCGGUGAGAACGGUACCUACGUGACGAACAAGACGUAUCGCCCGAUCUACUACCACGAGUUCGUCGCUCGCCAUGAGUUCCGCAAGCGGUACUGGGCUCGGAGCUUUGUCGGAUGGCCGGGACUCCUCAAAGCAAAGCCAAACUCGACCCACUGGUCUAUCAGAGACAUCGGCGCCAAAGGCUACAUCAGCUCCGUCGUGACGCAGAAUGUCGACUCCUUCCAUUCCACCGCCCACCCCGAGCUACCCACGCUUGAACUCCAUGGCUACUUGAGGUCCGUGGUCUGCAUCAGCUGCCGGAACCAGUUUCCCCGCAAGGAAUUCCAGCAAUCGCUCGAGAAGCUCAACCCGGCCUGGGCGGAGUUCGUGAAGAAGAUGGUCGACAUCGGGGCGCUGGAUACGGAUCACCCCGAGGAACAGCGACGGAGAGGCUUGAAGGUCAACCCCGAUGGCGACGUAGAUGUGCCUGAGGCGCCGUAUUCUACCUUCAGGUAUCCGGCAUGCCCGACCUGCUUGGAAAACCCACCUCCACUGCAGGACGGCACCCCCGGCCGAGUGGAGGUAGAGAAGGAUGGGGCCUGGCUUCCUACUUCCACGGCUGGGAUCUUGAAACCGGCGGUUAUCAUGUUUGGAGAGAACAUCGAUGCGAGGGUGAAGGAGGGGGCAGAAGAGGCCAUCGACGACGCGGGCAGGCUCCUGAUCCUGGGAAGCAGCCUGGCCACGUUUUCGGCCUGGCGGUUAGUGGAACGGGCGCAUAAGAGAGGGAUGCCAAUCGGGAUCAUCAACAUUGGUGGGGUGAGAAACGAGUCGGUCCUCUUUGGACAGGUCGAGCCGGAGAGCAGUGGCGCAUACCAGCAUGUCCGUUGCAGCCUUCCUUCCCAGGAGAUCCUCGGCCCCUUGGCAGCCCAACUUCCCUCUCUUGGUCACUGAAUGGAUGGAAUUAGGGGGGGGGGGGGG